AGUCUAAGCGUUUAACGGGGUUUGGUAAAAUUUUCUGGAAGCUCCAUCUAACAUCGAGGGAGAAUGAUACUACAGAUGCGCAUUAUUCCCAGAGAUGGCGCGGCAGCGUCCCCUGACAGGUGAACAACCAAGGGGCGAUUGUUAGCUAGCAGUUCCUAGAACGAACAGUAGUGUUCUAUCACGUUUGCUUUCUAUUGAGCAAGGAUCCUUAUUUUUUGUUUUCGACGGCUUCUGCUGACUGAAAAGAACACAUUGGUGUUCACGCGUAUUAUAUACGAUCAUUAUUUUCAUAUGCUUAACUGCUAAGUUUAUGCAUUGAUGCAUGGGAAGAGACAAUAUAUCUUAUGAUUCUAUCAUGAAAAUGAGCGGUUUGGUCAGUGGUAAUGUCCUUUCACCCACCACACAUAUUGCCAACCUUCUCCAAACACUCAUCAACCAAAAACCCCACCGAAAAUGGGGUAGUGUUGCUUUUGGCCGAAUGUUUAGGGUCUCUUUGUUCGAUGACACAUUCCUAUGCAACAGGCUUGUUGAGUGUUUUGCAAAAUCUGGUGAUUUAAAUAAUGCCCGCAAAGUGUUUGAGAGAGUGCCCCAGAAAAAUGUCUAUUCAUGGAAUGCCAUUAUCAGCGCAUUCUGCAAACAUGGGAACAUGGACGAGGCACAUAAGCUGUUUGUUGCAAUGCCUGAGAGAAAUGUGGUAUCCUGGAAUACUUUAAUUGGUGGAUUUGUGCUAAGUGGGUACGAGGAGAGAGGGUUGAGUUUUUAUAAACAGAUGAACAAGGAAGGGUUUAGAUCCAGUCAUUUCACCCUUGCAACUGUUCUUAGUGCGGCUGGCAAACUGGGUGAUUUGGAAAUGGGAAGGCAGUGCCACAGCCAGCUUGUCAGAGUCGGGUAUGAUUUGAAUUUAUAUGUUGAGAAUGCUCUUGUUUGUAUGUAUGCAAAAUGUGGGUGUCUGGGUGAUGCCAGCCAAGUUUUUGAUGGAAUGGCUACACCGAAUGAGGUUUCAUGCACUGCAUUGAUGAGUGGGCUGGCACUUACUCAUCAUGUGGAUGAGGCAUUUCAAAUGUUUGGCAAGAUGCAAAAGAAUGGUGUUCGGAUUGAUGCUGUUGCACUGUCGAGCAUUCUUGGUAUCUGUACACGGAAUGCAAAAAAACAUGACAAAAAAUAUGUCUAUGAUGAAGCUUUAGAAUUAGCUUUUGACAUUGAUCAAAAGCCAACUGUUUCACCUGAUACUUGUGAUAAUUCAGGGGAGUCACUAGGUAGGCAGUUGCACUGUAUGGCUGUCAAGUCCGGUUAUGACUUGGAUCUUCUUGUUGCCAAUUGUUUGGUUGAUAUGUAUGCAAAAUUGGGCAGUAUGGAUGAAGCAGAAUCUGUAUUUAAAACCAUGCUUGAACAUAACACUGUGUCUUGGAACAUUAUGAUAGCAGGCCAUGGCCAAAGUGGCCAAGCUGAGAAAGCAAUGGAGCUGAUGUGCCUCAUGCAAGAAACUGGUUUUCAGCCUGAUGAAGUUACUUAUGGAAGUUUGCUUGGUGCUUUUGUGAAAUCAAAUAACUUGGAUACUGCAAGGAUGAUUUUUGAUCAAAUGGCAAACCCAUCUUUAACUUCAUGGAACACUAUAGUUGCAGGUUAUUGUCAGCAAGCAAAUGAUAAAGAGGCUUUAACAUUGUUUAGACAGAUGCAAUUCUCAGGGAUUCGGCCAGAUCGGACCACAAUCGCUGUGAUUCUUAGCUCAUGUGCUGGACUUGGACUUCUACAUUUUGGAAGACAGGUGCAUGCUGCUUCCAUAAAAGCAAUUCUUCAUCUUGAUGUUUUUGUUGGUAGUGGCCUGGUUGACAUGUACUCAAAAUGCAAACAAAUUAACCAAGCCAAAUUGGUUUUUGUUAAAAUGACUGAGAGAGAUGUGGUUGGCUGGAACUCAAUGAUAUGUGGCCUUUCUCUCCAUGCUCUUCAUGGUGAAGCUUACAUGGUGUUUAUGCAGAUGCUAGAGGACGGAACUCAUCCUACUCAGUUUUCUUAUGCAAGUGUAUUGAGUUCAUGUGCCAGACUAUCAUCCUUGGCUCAAGGCAAGCAGGUUCAUUCUCGCAUAAUCAAAGAUGGAUUUGAUAAUGAUAUAUUUGUAGGUUCUUCACUGAUAGACAUGUAUGCAAAAUCUGGCAGUAUAGAAGAUGCAUAUGGAUGUUUUCUCAUCAUGCCAGAAAGGAACAUAGUUUCAUGGAAUGAGAUGAUUAGUGGAUUUGCACAGAGUGGACAUGGCAACGAAGCCAUUAAACUGUUCGAACAGAUGUUAAAAUCCGACGAGAAACCAGAUAGCAUUACUUUUGUUUCAGUUCUGUCUGCUUGCAGCCAUUGUGGUAUGGUUGAAGAGGCAAUUCAAUACUUACACUCUAUGGAGGAAGAUUAUGGACUUGUUCCAUUAGCUGACCAUUAUGCAUGUGUUAUCGACUCCCUUGGCCGUGCUGGGCGGCUUAAAGAAGCAGAGGAGCUCAUCGAAAAGACAGAAUACAAGUCUGAUCCAGUCAUAUUAGGGGUGUUGCUUGGUGCUUGUAGAGUGCAUGGUAAUAUUAGCAUUGGAAAACGAGUAGCUGAGCAGCUUUUUGAGAUUGAACCGCAUAAUCCUUCUUCAUUUGUUCUGCUGGCUAACAUAUAUUCUGGUUUAGGAAUGUAUGAUGAGGCAUCAAAUGUCAGAAAAUUGAUGAAUGAACAAAGGCUCAUUAAGGAUCAUGCCUAUAGUUGGAUUGAGGGUAAAGGUAGAAUCCAUGCUUUCAUGGUCUCUGAUGAUAUGGCAGGUUUGGUGAUCAGAAAUUAGUAACCAUCUGAUAUUGUUUUGAGGAUUGGGUAAUCAGGGGACCUAUAUGACAGUUGGUUCUGCUUGAAGGAUCCACUGGAUUUAAGCAGUAGGACUCAGGACUAGACAUUCAAAUGGCUUUUUAAAUAUCAGCAUUACAGCUUGCAGCCUGUGCUCAGAAACUGAACUGUUAUAAUAAACGUGAUCUCAUCGAGGUUCAACCAAAAACGUGCUUUGUUUAUGGUUAACUUCACCAGUUCAAUCUGAAUAAUUUGGUGUCCUAAUAGCAAAACUUUGUUGCUUGCACCUGUAAUCUCUGGAGAUGAUAUUCUUCAGUGGAGUUCAAGAUAUUGCUGAAUCGUGACUUGGAUUUUUCAUCAUAAAAGCUUGCUAAUGAAGCAUGCACUUGUCUCGCAGCUUCAUUGUUGCUCUGCUAGGUCAAAGAAUAACUCUUAACAUUAUGAUUGAUAAAGAAACCUACUGCUUGAUACUCAUAAAGUGUUCGGUUCUGCUGCAAAGGAAAAAUCACUGGAUAUAUCUUUCGGUGAUGUCAAUUCGUCCAGAAGGACAGAGGUUAGGACUCUGAAGUCAGUUCUUCUAAGCAUCCUGAAGUUUGGGACAUCUUUGGGCAUGCAUUACAAACAGAAUGUAUUCUUGGUUUGAUAAAGAAUUUGUACUUUAACAUAACAGAAGACAGCAAAGUCAAAUUAUUCAACUUGAAAAACUCAAUAUUUAAUACAACUGAAGGAAAAAAGGAAAAGUAAAUAUGGUUUUAGUUUCAAAAGAGCAUUUUGUAAAGUUAUUCAAUACAAAGUCGAAUAAUUGAAUCACUGACUUUAAAAAGGGAAAUUUGAUACAUUCAUGGAAAGAGGAAAUGACUUGUUGGCUCCGCUGCUAACUGGGCUAUGAGCUCCCUGGCUGCCUGCUAAGCUUUUUACUUGUUCUUGUCCUCGUCAUUGUUGGUGCUAGAACUAGAUUAUUUUCUUUUGUUGAAGCCGUGAAGCAAUGUGAAAGCUGAAACAACGUGCUCUCUCAUUCUCUGACCUUCAUGGUGCAUCAGGAUCAGAUUGUCUUCCUCUGCCAUCUAUCCUCGUGAUUGGAUUAUAACAUCUCGUUUUAAGGCUUCUUACAAUGCCAAGAGCACUAGUUUUUCCUUCACUGGAGAAGGAAUCUCAUGGAUCUAUGACUGGUCAGCUUGGAACAUCUAAGGUUGGUCUACUGCAAAACAGAUCAACCACCGUGCCUACCACAGGUCAUGGGGUUCCAGGCAGAGACCUUAUGAGUGAGAGUAAGUUGAUGGAUCUUCUUCGUGGGUCAGAAUGUGAUGCCUAUGAAGAUAAAGAUGGGGACUGGAUGCUUGUUGAUGUGCCUUGGGAGUUAUGCACAUGCAGCAAGGAAAUGAGAGAAGGCUGCUCUCACUUGGGGAGAGGAAGACCAGUACACAAUUACCCUAGCUAGUUGUUGAAUGGUAAAAAAUCACAUAAAUUCCAAUUUUAGUUCAUCUUAGAUAGUUGAAAGGGAGCGCUAGCAGCUAGUGUGGUUUUGCUUUAGUUUUUGUUGAUUAGCUCACAACAGUUCUAUUGCUUAGUGACCAAGUUGUCAGACGUUAUAUUCUCGUAGACUGGGUAGUAUGGUUUUUGCUCCACUUUUGUUGAUUAACUCACAAGUGUUUUGUUGCUUAGUGAUCAGCUUGUCGUACGUUUUGGUCUCACGGGCUUCAUUGUCGUUACCCCCACUCUACCGAUUGACUACAUGCCCAUGUCCUUCGGUAAGCGGGGAAUAUUUGUUUUCUUUCUCUAACCAAACUAGCAUGGAGGUGUUUCCCUUAUGAAGAAAUCUUCGAGGCCACAAAUGGUUUCCCUUUGUCUACAUCUUUUCCUUAAAUAUUGAUUUCUGUCAACAAUUCUCACAAGAUGGGUUUAUGACAACAGAAUCUAGUGGGACAAGAGGGGUAUGCGGAGGUGCUCAAAGGAGUCUUAAAAUAAGGGCAAGCCAUCAUGCAUGCAUGACCUGUCAUUCGUCGGGGGAAAAUGCUUGUUAGGACCUUUGCUUUUUUGGUACUUUUAUGUAAUUUUUUGUAAUUUUUGACUAUGUAAUUAAACAUUAUUUUUUAAUAGUAUAAAUUGUUAUUUGUUUUUGUGUUA
This is a messenger RNA of Nymphaea colorata (pocket water lily), 4926 nucleotides long. Its product is annotated as pentatricopeptide repeat-containing protein At4g20770. The record is from RefSeq and is a predicted model, not a curated record. Gene Ontology annotation, molecular function: protein binding; RNA binding. NCBI's taxonomy places the organism in Eukaryota, Viridiplantae, Streptophyta, Magnoliopsida, Nymphaeales, Nymphaeaceae. The coding region runs from base 323 to 2803 and encodes 826 amino acids. Gene Ontology annotation, biological process: RNA modification. The transcript has 3 exons.